Toxotes jaculatrix (banded archerfish) is the source of this 1408-nucleotide messenger RNA. Its product is annotated as N-acylethanolamine-hydrolyzing acid amidase-like. The coding region runs from base 91 to 1161 and encodes 356 amino acids. Gene Ontology annotation, molecular function: fatty acid amide hydrolase activity. The record is from RefSeq and is a predicted model, not a curated record. NCBI's taxonomy places the organism in Eukaryota, Metazoa, Chordata, Actinopteri, Toxotidae. The transcript has 11 exons. Gene Ontology annotation, biological process: fatty acid metabolic process. Gene Ontology annotation, cellular component: lysosome.
GCCUCGUGCUUUUUUGUCCUUUGCCAGCAAAAUUGUAGACGAGCAGAGGAGUUUCGGCGUCGCCAGCAGCCUGCGGGUGUCUCGGUCGUGAUGGUGCAGUCUGUGGUGCUGCUGCUGCUGCUCGGACUCGUACCUGUCGUAUUGUGCCGGGCAGAGUUUGUUCCACCCACGGUGAAUAUCAGCCUGGAUGAAGAUCCAGAAGUGCGAUGGAUGCCUCUUCUGAAAAUCUUUGACAUAGAGUACCUCAAGAAAGCAGGCGCCGAGGUCAUUGAUACUACAGUUCCAAAAUGGGUCCAUCAUGCAAUUAUACCUGUAGUGGCGGCCUUGGAGAAGUAUGUUCCUCAGCCUUAUGCAGGGGAGAUCCGUGGUAUGGCCUCAUACUUUGGAGGAAGCAUCUCAGAUGUCAUCAUUCUCAACUUUGCCUAUGAAAUAUCUGCAUUUUGCACUAGCAUCGUAGCUCAGGACAAAAACGGACACGUGUACCACGGCAGGAAUCUUGAUUAUCCACACGAUGUUCUGAGGAAUCUGACCAUCGACAUAAUUUUCCUCAAGAAUGGAGAGGUGGCAUACCGUGGAACUUCUUUUGCUGGCUAUGUUGGACUGUGGACAGGACAGAGUCCUAAUAAAUUUACCAUCUCUGGCGACCAACGAGGCACCGAACACUGGUGGAACUGGUGGAAGAAUGUGGUGUCUGCUUUCCUCCUUCAGAGAUCCCCGGUCAGCUGGCUGGUGAGGGAGACACUGGCGGAAGCAGAGAACUUUCAGGAUGCAGUGAUGCGUCUUUCCAAAAUUCCCAUCAUCACUGGGGUGUAUUACAUUGUGGGUGGGGUGCGAGCUGGGGAAGGGGUCGUCAUCACCAGAGACCGAGCGGGCCCCGCUGAUAUCUGGCCACUGGAUCCUGUGAAUGGAGAAUGGUUCAGAGUGGAGACAAACUUUGACCACUGGCGUCCUCCCCCAGCCAGGGAUCAUCGAAGGGACGCAGCCAAAAAAGCACUAAAUGCUACUGGCCAAGAUCACAUAAACAUGGAUACACUUUAUCAGGUUUUGUCGCUGUAUCCAGUGUGUAAUCGAAUUACUGUUUACACAACAACAAUGAGUGCAGCAACUCCUGAGAAGUACAAAACACUUGUCAGGCCACAGGGCUGCAUUAAGACUGACUGAACUUCUGAACAACGCACUGAUUUCUGCUGCACUGUAUCUGAACUUAACAACAUAGUUAUAUGCCAAUUCAUGAUUAUGUGGAGAUGAUAUGAUGAUGAUAGUUGAGACUAGAAGGGAUUGUACACAUGCAUUUUUAGGGUGACAGCACGUUUCUGCUUCUAAUUAAUCAAAAAAUGUCGUGACUGUUUUUUACACAUGUACAUGCAAUUUAUAUGUCAAGCCUAAUAAAACAUUUUUAAUACUGAAA